GACUCAGGGCGGUCGGGACAUGGGCAUGGCGGAUGGCUCUACUUGUUGCACAGUAAGGCGUGUUCAAUAAAUCUUUUACCCAGGAUACUGCAGACAAUUGGUUCCAAAGUUCAAGGGUAAAAUAUCCCGGAGCACAGCAGAGAGUGGCGAACCAGAAGAGGACGAGUCAAAGAGAAGUUUCAAGGAAUUUACACAGUCCAGACAAAAUAUGGCCGAAAGCUCAAGUCCUAAAGGCGGCACUGGGGACUUUGCAAAAAAAGUCCAAAGACAGCUAAGCAGAAGCAAAGAAAAGGUACUGCAAAAGUUGGGGAAGACAGUGGAGAGCAGAGAUGACGACUUUGAACAUUGUCACCAACAGUUUAACGACCAGCAGAGUGAUGGGAACCGCAUGUACAAGGACCUGAGGAACUACAUUAAUGCAGUUAGAGACAUGCGUGAAGCUUCAAGACGCCUUUCUCAGUCUGUGUUUGAUGCUUAUGAACCCGACUGGGCUGGAGAGGAAGAUUUAGGAGCCAUUGUAGAGGGGGAGGACCUCCUGUGGAACGACUUGGAGGUGAAGCUAUUAGAUCAGGCCGUACACAACAUGGAGACCUACGUGAACCAAUUCCCAGAUGUCCGGGAGAAAGUAGCCAAGAGGGGAAGAAAACUGGUCGACUACGACUCUUCCCUUCACCACCUGGAGUCACUGCAGACUGCUAAGAAGAGGGAUGAUGUCAAGAUCAACAAGGCAAAAGAAGAGAUGAAUGCUGCCAAAGGUGUCUAUGAAGGGAUCAACACUGAGUUAAAAGAAGAGCUGCCAGUGCUCUUUGACUCAGCCGUUGGAUGCUUUGUGACAGUCUUCUCAGCUGUAUCCAAUAUAAGAGAAAUCUUCUAUAAGGAAAUGAGCUCGCUCAACCUUGAUCUACAGAAUGUGAUAAAGGAGUUGCAGGCUCAGCAUCCGGACAAAAUGUUUUCUUUAAAGGGAAUGCAACGAUAUGGCUCCCUGAAGAGACGAAGUCUGAUGUCCCCCAAGGCCUGGAAAGCCAGCUUCUCUGAGUUUCACAAGAGCUAUAGUCCUAAACCAGGCCAGAGGUUUAGUUUCAGGUCCCCAGACAAGCCUCGCCACAGCACUUUGUCCAGAGAGAGCAGCAUCCUCGGAGUCUCAUCGCAAUCGACCCUCCCGGAGAGCCUCACUUCGAGCCACAGUGAGAUCCACAGUUCUCCUCAAGAAGACGCUCCAGCUGAAAAUGAGCAGAAGUCUGGAGAGAACAACGUUGAUGUGGAAGAGGAGAAAGGCACGAAAGAAGAGGAGUCUGAGCCGAAGCCUCCUGCAGAAUCUGAUCCUAAGGCAGACGGUGGGAAAGCUCUACCAAGUGAGAGCAGCUCUGAACUGAACAACUCCUGUGAUUCAGAGAGCUUGGAGCUUCAGCUGUCUGCUGCAGACGACGGCCCGCUGCACAUUGAAGAGAGAGAAGACAGCCCGGUAAACCUCAACAUCCCGAAACCAAACAGACUGGAGAAUGGUGAAGCGUCUGGGUUACACCCCGACAAGGACCUGAGCCUUCCUCACAAGGAUGCUCCUGCAGAAAAACAGGCAACUCCAGACUCCAAAAGCACCGAGGUUUAACUUAUUCAGACUUAAGAGAAGCAGAGGAGAUUGAAGUCAACAGCUGCACAAGAAAAGAAAAAUGUUCUGAAAUGUUCAACUGUAAUUUCAGGAAUGAUUGACAUGUGCAUUGAAUUGUUGGUGUUAGCUUUCUUAUUUAUCUUUUAUUGAAAUCAGAUGUACAUACAGUGCAGUUCAUAGUAUGGGUAAAGUCAUAUUUUUGUAACAGCCAUGUUUCAUUUUAAGAAAUCUUUGAAAAGUAUAGAUUAUCGAUAUAGUUUUUACAAACAGGUUUCAUUAUAUUCUGCACCAAAAAUUAGGAAAUCGAAAAGUUAUUUUUAUGUGUCUAAUGUUAGCAAACAUAAAUGCACCCAUAGGUUUACAUUGUUAGAAAUGUUUCUUACUCACUACAGUACCGUAUGCAAAUGAACAUGUGCUGUGGACUUCAUUUUCCAUUUUAAGUUUGAAUUACAUUUAAGAAUAUUUGAUCUUUUUCACUCACAAAAAUGGAAUCAGUUAAUUAGUUGUGCACUGUGAAGGUGAAUCAUUAUUUAAUUCUGAACAGUUCUCUUUUUUUGUAUCACAUUUAUACUGAUUUGUUGACUUGUUCUGGGUUGUUUGAAUUUAAUUUUAGUUGUCAGUAGCUGUGGUUGCUUCUCUGCCAAUAAAGGUUUUAAAAUGAUAAAGAC
Anoplopoma fimbria (sablefish) is the source of this 2274-nucleotide messenger RNA. It is a transcript of the gene bin2a, whose product is annotated as bridging integrator 2a. The record is from RefSeq and is a predicted model, not a curated record. Lineage: Eukaryota; Metazoa; Chordata; Actinopteri; Perciformes; Anoplopomatidae. Gene Ontology annotation, biological process: plasma membrane tubulation; podosome assembly; phagocytosis, engulfment. Gene Ontology annotation, cellular component: phagocytic cup; plasma membrane; podosome. Bases 209 to 1606 code for a protein of 465 amino acids. Gene Ontology annotation, molecular function: phospholipid binding; protein binding. The transcript has 13 exons.